AUGAUUUCUUUACUUGGGUCAACAAUCCACCUUGUGAUUUCUGUGGCUGAGGGCUGGGGGAAAAAGCUUAACUACUGCGUAGCUUUUUCGGCAGACGAAGCUGUAGAUGUGACUAAAAGAUAUACCCGAAACUGGCAAGAGGUUUUAAAGCGUCGUGUAUUGGUCGACGAAGAAAAGUUAAAGCAAUUUCUGGAUCAGAUCACACAUGAACGACAAAAGAAUCUUCCUGAAGAACGACGUGAGAUUUUGAAAGAGCGCAGGAAGAGAGAAGAGAAGGAACUGGACGAUGCAUUUAAGCGUACUGUAGUCAAAGACAGCGAGCGGAUGGGUCGACAAACUGGAUCUAUCGAGUGGCGUACAGCGCGUGGUGAAUCGGGUAACCUGGAUAUCCAAGCGGUAGCAUCUGCUUCAAGAGAAAAUGAUGGCAUGAUUCGCUUGACAACAGCUGAUCCGGAUCAAGUGGGUGCCGCCUAUUGCUCGGAACAGCUCGAUCUCUCACAAACAAACGCUGCCGUAUUUGAAUUUGGGUUCCGCAUCACUAACAAACAAGGCGAGGCUGCCUGGGACGGUGCUGAUGGAUUUGCGUUUGUUAUUCAAUCGGCAGGUCCAACAGCGCUAGGUCAAGGCGGUUGUGAACUCGGGUAUGGAGGGCUGAAAAACAGCGUAGCAAUCGAAUUCGAUACUUAUAAAAGUGCGGAUCGAUGCGAUGAUCCGUCCGGAAACCAUAUCAGUUUACAUACUGCUAUCCCACCACAACCGAUCUCGGCACAUCAAAAGUAUUCUCUUGGUCACACUUCCAGAAUUCCUGCCAUGAACAGUGGAAAAUGGAUCUAUGCACGCAUCUCGAUAUUUGUGGAUGAAAAGCUGGUGGAUGUCUCUUUAAAAGAGGAUGACGAAGAAGCCGACGAUUAUGUUUCUGUGCUUGCGGUGAACAAUGUAGAUCUCGCCAUGUAUUUAAAUGGGAACUCUAAAGCAUGGAUCGGAUUUACUGCAAGCACGGGCGGAUUGUCACAAAACCAGGAUAUUCGGUGGAAACGUGCUGUUGUCUAUCGGAAAUAG
This is a messenger RNA of Zychaea mexicana, 1059 nucleotides long. RefSeq names its product concanavalin A-like lectin/glucanase domain-containing protein. Bases 1 to 1059 code for a protein of 352 amino acids. The record is from RefSeq and is a predicted model, not a curated record. Lineage: Eukaryota; Fungi; Mucoromycota; Mucoromycetes; Mucorales; Lichtheimiaceae. The transcript has 7 exons.